Messenger RNA from Pseudophryne corroboree (corroboree frog), 3957 nucleotides. RefSeq names its product proline rich 16 (gene PRR16). The transcript has 6 exons. Gene Ontology annotation, biological process: positive regulation of translation; positive regulation of cell size. The record is from RefSeq and is a predicted model, not a curated record. NCBI's taxonomy places the organism in Eukaryota, Metazoa, Chordata, Amphibia, Anura, Myobatrachidae. The coding region runs from base 416 to 1309 and encodes 297 amino acids.
GGUAAUGCAGGAGAGUAGAACAGAACAGUGUACAGCAAGUAGCAGGCUGGAGCUGAGCUGUGUUAGGCAGAAGACAAGCUAAGGAUGUGACUGUUACCAAAUAAAAGUAUAUGGACAUUUAGGGAGGAACAUGUAAGAAGUAGGGAGAAUGAUGUGAUAUGUGAACUUUGGGAUCCUGCACUUUUUCCUCCCUUGAUCCAGCACAGCUCUAUGACGCAGGCAGAGCUCCACAGCCUCCACUAGUCUGCAGCCCAUUCCCUGAGCAGUUCCGAGGAGUUCAUGGCACCGUGCAAACAGGGAGAAGAGAAAGAGGAGAAUGAAGGGGAUGUGAGAGGGAAGAUGCGGAGUAACAGCGACUCAGAGAGGGCUGCAUCCAGUCACCCUCUGCUAAAGCUCCCCUGAGCUGGACUGCAGCAUGUCAGCAAAGUCUAAGGGGACAUCCUCACCGACAGAGGGGCAAGCCUCCAAAGCCAAGGUGAAAGAACAGAUCAAGAUUAUUGUGGAUGAUUUGGAAUUAGUCCUGGGAGACUUGAAGGAUGUAGCUAAGGAACUUAAAGAGGUGGUUGACCAAAUAGACACUUUAACGUCGGAUCUGCAGCUGGAAGAUGAGAUGACAGACAGCUCAAAGACAGACACAUUGAAUAGCAGCUCAAGCAGCACAACAGCUUCCAGCUUAGAUAAGAUUAAACUCCGAGCUAAUGCACCUUUAAUAACCCCACCUGCACACCCCUCAGCCAUCCUGACAGUACUCAGAAAGCCCAAUCCACCCCCGCCACCUCCACGGUUAACUCCAGUGAAAUUUGAAGAAACGCAAAGGUUAAUUAACUCAUCCAAUACUGGGAAGAAUAAUGGAAUGUUGCUUCGGAAUGGUGGUUUGCCAGGGGGAACUGUCAAGCUUCCUAAUGGUGACAGAUGUACAAUUCAUACUAUAAAAGUGGAUAAAAUGACAGGACAGCAGAUAACACAUAGACCAGAAAAGGACCGUUGUACUCAGGCUUCAACGAAAGAACGUGUACGUUUUAGUGAAAAUGUUCUCUACCAUGGCUACUGCCCGGACUGUGAUGUGCGAUCUGAAGUGAGGAACAAAGAUGUACAUCUACAUGAGGAAUCUGUUAAUCUGACGGGAAAAAUCCCCCAUCACUGUCCUUUACCGCCACCACCCACACCUCCAUUUCCUAUUGAAAACGGUGGCCUGGGAAUCACCACCAGUAGCUGUCACCCUCCAUUAAAGCCUGGAAAUCAGCCUCCGCCAACUGCACCAAAACCACAAAAAACUAUAUUGAGGAAAUCAACCACUACAACUGUGUGAUAUUUUUUUUUUACAUUUAGAUUUUUAUUAUAAUAUAUAUUAAAUAUUUGAUAAUGAGCACUUUAAAGCAAUAAAAAGCCCAGAUACUACCCUCCUAUCUCCAGAAGUGUCAUAGCAAUCACUUGAGAGCAUAUUUUAUGUGAACAUACCUAAAUGGACCCAGGAGAUGUACUACGUUUGGCUACGUGGGCCUCAUACUGAAUACGACUAUGGAUCUGCAGUCAAUUUACAGUACGUGUUAGCAUCAUCCAACAGUCUAAGACAUUCCUGCUUAUAAAAGCUGAGGUCCAUGACCACCACGGCUCCCCCCUUAUCGGCUCCCCUUAUGAUAAUGUCUUGACGUUUACUUAAAUCAUUCAAGGCGGACCUCUCAUCCCCCGAAAGAUUAUGAUGAACAUAUGGGGCAUUCGCAGGGGGUUCCUGGCUACAAGUGUCCAACAAUCGGGACCUCCCGGCGCAGACUCACGUGAUCUCACUGUUUCCGGUGACGUCAGGGUCCUGAACCCGGAAGUAGCUGUUGGCGUCUGUGGACUGCGUCCGGUGGCGGGCGGGGAACGGGCGGCAUAUCCAGAGACAGAAGCGAAUACCUUCAAUCAGCUGCUCCUCCAUAGUUUACCUACAUUUAUGUUCUUCAGUGUGACUCCUACGUGGUGAAGAAGUGGAUAUAUAGAUAACAAGAGACUCUAUCUCAACCACCGGAGUCACAGCACAAUGAAUGGAUAUUUUCCAAAAAUAUAUCUUUGUUUUUAUGGCCAUUGACCUAAAUGAUUCACAGCGUUCAGGUUUCCUAUGGAAAGAAAUGUAAAACAAGUUAACCGGUCAAGAACUGCUGCACUUUUUCCAGAGCAUAUGAAGCUGAAGGACAAAUAUUCAAUUUAUCUGGCAUCAUUGAGCCCUAUUGUUUUCGGAAAACCACAAACAGUAUUAUUGAUUUGUUUUAUAAAGGUCUGGAUGCUUUUAAUUACAGUUGAGGGAAAAAUCUCUUCUGUACUAUUUAAAGCCAUAGAGGAAGAUGAAGCUGACAUUUGGGAAGUGCUGUAUCUCUUUCUCUGAAUACAUUAACAGCUGUAUUACCACAGUUGUGGAUUGAAUUCAAUGCUCGUCAUAUAUCUGCACUGUCAGUUCUAUUCAGGGUAAUGAUAUGUGCCAUCCUUUGCACAGAUGGACAGAAGAUUUCAUAGCUCAUAUUUCAGGGUCUGGUAAGACAAAUUGGAAUAUUUUCGUUACAUGGACGCCUCAUCUUUCCCACCCCAAAGAGAAUAUUUUCUUUUAUCUAUACAUAUACUGUACUUAUGUUUCAAAACCACAAAGACACCAGGAGGAUGAGUAUAAAUAGGUCUAUUCAAUAGGGUGGGAUACUGCCAGUUCAGCCUUUGAUCCAACAUGAUACUUUAUGUAGUGAGUGUUUUAGGCUUUAUCUCACUUUUUUUAUACAUACAGUAAGCUUGCAUUUAUGUGCUCUAAAAUAUUAUUUUUUAUAAAAUAAUGAAUCUGCCAAGGAUUAAAAAAAUAUUUGUUUACAGAAAAACCAGCUAAAUUUGUUAGUCUUGAAUUGAAAACAAUAGAACAUUUUUCAUUUAUUUUUUUUUUGCUUAUUUAAUUUCUUUCAUUGAAUUACAUAAUGGAUAAUAAGCCUUUAUCUCUUUUAUUUAUUUUAGAAAUGUAUUAUUUGUGGAACCUACUUCCAUCCUUUUCUGUUGUGUUAUAAAAUGUAAAAACAAAGAUUAUUUUUUUAAGUGCGGAAAAAUCUUGCCAUGUCAGGUCAUUGCAAUUUUCAGGCUAAAAGCUUUAAUAUAAAUACUGUGUACCAUAAUGUCAAAAUAUACUGUAAAAUUAUAUCAUAUAUUUCUACAUGCUUACCUGUAAAAAUUGGAAAAAAAAAUAUUUUUCGCUAUACAGAUUCAGUAAAAAUUAUUUUGAUAAAAAGAAAAUGAUGGAUUUAAGAUAGAAGGUAUAAAGAAUAAGUAUGGGUGUAUUUUAUGAGGUUGUAAUAUCCAAUAAAACGUUAAUUUACAUGUAGCAAAAAUAUGAAUGAAAGCUUGAAGAUUAUAUUUUUAGUUGAAUGCUAUCUAGUAAGUUUUAAACCCUUGUGUUAACAUAUAGAUUUUUUAUAUAUAAUUGUUUUGUUCCUUAUCCUACUGGUAGAAUAAAAAAUAACACAAAUUAAAAAUAAAAUAAAAAAAUUAAAUCACUUUUCAUGGUUUAAUAGCAAAACAUACUAUUGAUUUUCCUAACCAUAAAGUCAAGAUUCUGUGGAAUUGGAUUCUUUAUGUACUGAGCAGCAGGCUGUAUGGUCUAUCAAAUUAACUGUCAUCUAGAUGGUGAGUUUACAAUUCUUCAAACUGAUUUAUGUGACACUUAGAACUGAACUUAGGACCACAAUUACCAUCACUCAAUAGAACAUCAUUUUAUCAUUUUGUAGUACUUUUUAUGUCGACUUUCACCAGAGUAUGAUUGACUAGAAGUCCUUAUAUUCUUACUUAGAAAAUUAUUGGAAUAAUAUGAAGAAUGACUGAUUACUUAACAGGCUAAAAAUAAUCAGCAAAUAUAUUGUAUAACCAGAAAGUGUAUAAUGAAAUAUCAUUGCAUACAUAUGUAAUUUUACAACUAUUUUGGAAUAAAUUUGAACUAUAACUUUUUCAUCUAAA